AUGGACUUCGAGUACGUCCCCGCGUCCCCCGGCAGCAGCAGGUGGGCUGGCGAGUCAGCGGCGCGGCGGCGGCAGCGCCGACUCUCUUCGCCGUCGUUGAGGACCUACCUCACGCCGGCCUUUGACGCCGUGGCCGGCGGGGAAGGCGGCGUGUCUGGGUACUCUUCGUCGUCGUCUUCCGGCGGUCUCGAACUCGGGUUCGACGCCUCGCUCCUCCGCUACCGCCGCUCCUGUUUCGCCGCCUCCGCGGACCUGGACAGCCGCGUCCUCCUCUACUCCCCGCAGUCGAUGCCACCGCCGCCCCCGCAGAUGAGGGCGGCGUACCUGGCAGCGGAUGAUGGGGUUUGGGCACCUGGCGUCAGCCACUACGGCUCCAAACAUGAGGCUGGCCGGAUUACUGGCGCACCAGGUUUUCAGGAUUCAGAAAACCGCAUUUCUUUCGUCUCCCCGCCGCAGACAAGUAGCAAUCUUCCUACUACAGUUCUCGGUGCCUCCACCUCCGUCAAGCUUCCUGCUGAACUUCAGUUGCCAGAGGGCAGUGUCGUAGCGACCAAUGCAGAGCUCCUAAUGCCAGGACCAGAAGCUACGCCUUCAACUCUCAAGUCAUCUGCUGAUCCAGAACCAGCCGUGGAGGGCGAUGAAAUCACUGAAGCUCUCUACGGUGACAGUGGUCAUCGCAGGCUCCCCAUUUUCAGGGAGAUCUGUCCAGAAUGA
Molecule: messenger RNA, 714 nt
Organism: Miscanthus lutarioriparius
Lineage: Eukaryota; Viridiplantae; Streptophyta; Magnoliopsida; Poales; Poaceae
Source: the annotation of a GenBank genome assembly